Molecule: messenger RNA, 1626 nt
Organism: Lasiodiplodia theobromae
Lineage: Eukaryota; Fungi; Ascomycota; Dothideomycetes; Botryosphaeriales; Botryosphaeriaceae
Product: Chromatin-remodelling complex RSC SWI/SNF subunit Rsc7/Swp82
Exons: 3
Coding region: 1-1626 (541 amino acids)
Cellular component (GO): nucleus
Molecular function (GO): chromatin DNA binding
Source: RefSeq, a predicted model, not a curated record
AUGCCACCUCGGCGGUCGCGCGCAGCCGCCGCUGCCUCAACUCCCAUCAGAACGCCUACACCCGUUGUCGCUGAGUCUGACGCAGACGCGCAGGAGUCGCAAGAUGAGACGCCCGCCGAGCAGGACGUGGAAGACGAUGCUGCCACGCCCGCGCAGGAGCCAGAUGACGAGGCCGAGGCCGAGGCAGAGCCUGAGCCUCCCUCAGAACGUUCAUCGCCCGUAGUCCAGCAGUUUCCGCGCAAGCGCCGCCUGGGACGGCCACCCAAGAACCGCCCGCCAGACUGGGACAAUGCCGAUUCCAACAAUGACAACGAUUCGCAAAGGGGCACGCCGGCCAAACGCCGCCGCGGUCGCCCAUCCACGGGUGGCUUCAGAGGACGACCCAGAGGAGGCCCGUCGCACGUUACGCGCGUUCCCAUUGACAAAGAGGGGAACCUCAUGGACGUGGUUGACGAUGAGGUCGCACUGCCCGAGGACCCCGAGGGAGAACAGAAGGUCGACAAGCUGGGCAACUUGAAGGGCGGCAGAGACUAUCGCGUGCGUGUCUUCACCAUCACCGGCCGCGGAGAGAGACUGUACAUGCUGUCCACCGAGCCGGCAAGAUGCUGCGGCUUUAGGGACAGCUAUCUGUUUUUCACCAAGCAUAUGCAAUUGUACAAGAUUAUCGUCAACGAGGACGAGAAGCGCGACUUGAUCGAGCGCGAGAUCAUUCCGCACUCGUACAAGGGCCGUGCAAUCGGUGUCGUCACUGCCCGCUCGGUCUUCAGAGAGUUUGGAGCACGAAUCAUCAUUGGCGGAAGGCGAGUCAUAGAUGACUACUAUGUGAAGGCAGCGCGAGAGAGGGGUGAUGUUGAGGGAGAAAUUGCGGAUCCGAACGACAGGCUGCCCCCGCCCGGUGAGCCGUACAACAAGAACCAGUAUGUCGCCUGGCAUGGUGCUAGUGCUGUCUAUCAUACAGGCGGCCCAAGCGUCCCAAUGCCCAAUGGCAAAGUUGUUCCAGGAAAGCGAAGGAUCAAUAUCACGUCUGCCAACUGGCAGUUCGAGCAUGCACGGGCUGCGAGUCGCUUCAAUUCGGCCCUUGUGGCUGCUCGACGCACUAACGUCGAGGGCAUAUACGACCCCCACACGAACCAGAUGCACUAUCCUAAGAUUAUGCAACCGACUCAUGCCCGCUGGGAAGAGGUUUCCGUCACAGAGGACGAUGUCGAAGACGAGGCGGCGCUGACACAGAAGCGACUCACGAAUGGUACCUCAAGUCUUACCAACGGCACUUACACCAACGGCGCCACCAACGGAUCUGCAACUACGAAAAGAUCCGGAAAGGCCGUUUUCGAGCCGGUCCCUAGCGUUGUUGCACGCAAUUUCCUUAUCGUCGACACUUAUUUCGAAUCUGCACCAAUCACUGGCGCCGGUGUGCCAGGUCCUGACGGCGAUUUCCACGAUGUAGGCGUAAACGGACUUCCAAACGUCAACGACGAGAUUCUUGCCGAAUUGCCUCCCGAAUGCCGGAAAGCACUCGAAGAGGCAAAGGAGAAGGAGCAAGAAUGGAAGAGUAGUUGGCAUGGCGAGACUAUCGAUGGCUGCAGAAAAGAACUUAAGAUUGGCUUCACUGGCGUGCCGGUCUGA